ACUCUGUACAUUAUACUAGUAGUUCAUUUAAAUGUGAAUAACCCCUUUAAGCCAUCUAAAAUGGGAGUUUGGAAGUUGUGAAUCGGUACUUAGAAGGUUAAUCUGGCACAUUGUGCAAUAUUUUCUCCAGCAGCUCCCCUCCCUGCUCAGCUAGACUGUCAUUAUUUCUGCUUUCCAGCUCUGAAACGAAAGUGAAAGCUGAGGCUCUGAAAUUCACUGCUGCACAGCCGGCGAGGAAGAUUUUCAGACUAAGACAAUGGAGGGUGAGGCAAGUUUUGUGCAUGUUGAUGGCACCAACAACCAACUAAUAGAUGAAGAUGAAGAUCGUAUGAGGACUGAGAUAAAGAAGAUGAAGGAUCAGUGCACAGCCCUUACAAAAGAUGCAGAUAAAUAUGAAAAAGAAAAGGCAGAUGCAUUGUUGUUUACAAAGAAACUGCAAGAAAAGGUGGAUAACCUGCAGAAGUCGAUCACAGAAGAGGAAGCACAUCUCAAAGAGAGAGACAAGACAUAUCAGAAAAAUAUUAAAUCCAUAUGGGAAGAGAACCAGGGUCUGAAAAAGCAAAAAGAAGAAUUAGAGAAGGCAAUAGAUGAAGUUAAAGAAAAUAUUCAAAAUUUGUCAAAGGUCUCUUCUGCUGGCACAGAGAGGAAAAUGUUUUUUAAGGGCAAAUCUCUUAACAAGAUACCAGAAAAUGGGUUGAUGGUCAAACACCGGAUUGUCUAUCCUCUACAAGGGGGAACUGUACUCAUUACCUUUGAGAAACCAGAAGUUGCCAGAAAUAUAAUUCAAAAGGAACAAAUUGAGGUUACAAUUGAGGAAUGUCGGGUGUUUGUGCAAGCCAAGCCUGUGGAACUCAUGUUACUGGAGAGCAUUAAUGUGGAUAUGAGCCUAAGCAGAAAGAAAAUUUUGAUUUCUAAUCUUCCACCUUCCUUGCCUGAAGAAAACCUCUUGGACAAACUAGAACUUUUCUUCUCUAAGGCUAAGAAUAAUGGUGGCGAAGUGGAAAACAGAGAGUUUCUUUCUGAUUCCAGGAAUGUAAUCCUGACAUUUUACAAUGAGGAAGUUGUUCCACAGUUGCUAGAGAAAAAGAAAUUUAAGGUACCUUUUGGUAAUUUCACCCAAGAAGUUCAUGUAACGCCUUCCCUGGAUGGCAACAUCAAACAAUUCAAGAUGAAGAAUGUUGAGUGUAACAGAACUGUCCUGAUCACAGGGAUCCCAGACAUAAAGAAUGUUGAUGACCUACGGGAUCUGCUAGAGAUCUACUUUCAGAAACCAAGCAAUGGAGGCGGUGAAGUGGAGGGCCUACUUUAUUGCCAAGAAGGACAGCAAGCUGUGGCUAUAUUUGAAGAUGAUGAUGAAGCUUAAGGGAUAGGUUUAGCAAAGUCCAAGGAACUUUCUUAUUUUUUCCUCUAUUCAUCUCACAAUAAAUCAGAAAGCAGUCACGCUUCUAAAACAAAGAGUUCAUUACUCACAUUUAUUAUUAUAUUGUAUCUCAGGCCAGUUAUUCCUGAAAAUGUAGGUCAAGUUGCUCAACAUUUCUAUUGGAAAGGAUUUGCUAACCCUGCUCAUCAGAGCAGUAUUGAAUUUUUCCAUAAAGGGAUACUGGCAUGCCCCACUGGCACAUAGAACUGUUUAAAAACCGUGAGAAAUGCAUUUAUAGUCAAGAUCAAUAACUGGAGAUGUCUUCUCCUUUGUUUAAUCAGCCCCUAAGUGUUCCCACAUAAACUAAUUUUACUAUGGGACAAGGAUUCCAUUCUUCGAGUUCAGCUAUGGCUCAAUUAUUUUUACUAAAAAUAUUGAAUAAAUGGAGAUAACUAUGCUUAAAUAACAAGAAUCAUGAAGAUGUUUUAAUGAUGAUAUUUAACUGAAAAGGAUGAUAUUUAACUGGUAGAAUCAAACAUCUAUUUGUAAUACAUGAAGUCAUAAUCCAUACUUAGACAUAUAUCAUAUUAAUACAAAUAUAUUGUAUCGCCAUUAAUGAAGAAGUAAAUAAUGUUUCUAAAAAUAACUCAAUGUUAUUGCUCAUUUACAGACAGGUACAACAGAACAGCCUGGAAGCAAAGUCAUUGUUAAAGUAAUUUUAGAUGAGGUAGUAAAAUCACUGAAAUCCCAUUAUGGACACACUGCUUGGAUAAGUUGGAAUUAAAUUUCUUCUUUUCUUAGUUUGUCGAACAGAAGUGAUAGUUUGAUUAAUAUUGAAUAAUGCUGAUUAAAACUUUGUCUGUAAAAAGUAAAA
Xenopus tropicalis (tropical clawed frog) is the source of this 2234-nucleotide messenger RNA. It is a transcript of the gene ifi35, whose product is annotated as interferon induced protein 35. The transcript has 10 exons. Gene Ontology annotation, cellular component: extracellular region; cytoplasm; nucleus. Gene Ontology annotation, biological process: regulation of innate immune response. The record is from RefSeq and is a predicted model, not a curated record. Lineage: Eukaryota; Metazoa; Chordata; Amphibia; Anura; Pipidae. The coding region runs from base 257 to 1363 and encodes 368 amino acids.